CUUGCACUUACUGCUGACAGCAUGAACCUUCCCGCCCCAACUAAGAUGGCCGCGCGAAGCUAAGAAACUCGCCCGCACUUCUCGCGAGAAGCCGGUACAAAACCCGGAACUGACCGUCACAUCGUAUUGUUUCUAGUAUUUUUCAAUCAUGGAGGCGGCGCGGGGGUGGCUGGUGCCGGGCGUCUUACCGGAGCUCUGCUUCGAUGAGUUCUUCUUAAAAUUCAACUUGUUAGAUGUUCCCUGCCUGAAGUUGGCGCUGAGUAAGGCCCUGGGCUUCGGAAUCAUCGCCGGCUCUGUGAUGGUGAAGCUCCCACAGAUAGUGAAGUUGGUGAGGGCUGGCAGUGCUGAGGGGCUCAGUUUCAAGUCCAUUCUGCUGGAGAUGUUGGCACUGACGGGCACCAUGGUGUACAGCAUCACCCACGGCUUUCCAUUCAGCACCUGGGGGGAAGUCCUGUUUCUCAUGUUACAGACUCUCACCAUCGGAUUCCUUAUCCAGCACCUUGGGGGCAGCACAGCUAUGGGUUUUUUGUUCCUUGGAGGCUUCUUCUCGCUCUUGGCCAUUUCUCUGUCUCCUGUGGUCCCCAUGGCUAUGAUUACGGCUAUGCAGGCCACUAAUGUACCAGCCAUUGUUAUCAGCAGGUUAAUUCAGGCCACCACAAACUACAGGAACGGCCAUACUGGGCAGCUGUCUGCCAUCACGGUGGGGCUCCUGUUUCUGGGCUCACUGGCGAGGAUAUACACCUGUGUGCAGGAGACCAACGACUCUCUCAUGAUGGUCACAUACGUGGUGUCCUCUGCCUGCAACGGGCUCAUUGUGGCCCAACUGCUCUACUACUGGAACGCCCGGCCCACCGGGAAGCCCCCGCAGCAGCACAAACAGCAGCAGCAGAAGAAGAAAAAGAACUAAGGGGAAAUAAACCCCCCCAACAGCAAAUUCUCCAUGUUCUCAUUCCGUCCUUCUGGGACUUGGUACUGGGCUGCUCUCAGUCCAUGGGCCUCCGUCUGCACAGAACCAACAUUAGUUCUACGUGUAAUUAGUAAAAGUUUUUUAAUAAUC
Molecule: messenger RNA, 1057 nt
Organism: Xenopus laevis (African clawed frog)
Lineage: Eukaryota; Metazoa; Chordata; Amphibia; Anura; Pipidae
Gene: mpdu1.S
Product: mannose-P-dolichol utilization defect 1 S homeolog
Exons: 7
Coding region: 149-907 (252 amino acids)
Biological process (GO): oligosaccharide biosynthetic process
Cellular component (GO): membrane
Source: RefSeq, a predicted model, not a curated record